UAUAGCUUACAGUUGUGUAAUAUUAGUUACAAACAUGAGUUUCUCCGGUAAAGUAGUGCUCAUUACUGGCGCCAGUUCUGGUAUUGGAGCGGUAACUGCAAUACAGUAUGCGAAAGAAGAAGCUGACGUCGUCAUAGUUGGUAGAAACGAAGCGAAAUUGAACGAUGUUAUUGAAAAGUGUAAACAUGUUGGUAAAGCACCGUUUGUUAUCAAAGCGGAUGUGUCUAUCGAUGAAGAUGCAAGAAGGAUUAUAAAUGAAACAAUCAACAAAUUUGGUAAACUCGAUGUGUUAAUCAACAAUGCUGGAUUCACGAAGUACGGAUCCAUUUUGGACGGGACUGUUGUGGACGCGUAUGACAAGAUUAUGGGUACGAACGUGCGAGCCGUCAUUCAACUAACAACAUUGGCAACGCCACAUCUAAUUAAGAGUAAAGGAAACAUUGUAAAUGUAUCGAGUGUCGCUGGUUUCGCCGUAAGAUUGGUACAACAAAACGCAUAUUCUCUGUCUAAAGCUGCGGUUAACCAUUUCACGAAAGGGGCUGCUUUAGAGCUGGCGUCCUAUGGAGUGAGAGUGAACGCUGUGAGUCCAGGACCGGUGAGAACUGAUUUCUUGGAGAACGCCGGAAUUAAAGACACGUGGGAUAAUUUCCGGAAUGGUGUCGCACUCCGGAGAAUAUCGGAGCCUGAGGAGAUAGCUGAUGUGAUUCUUUAUUUAUCCAGUGAUAAAGCUAGAGGCAUAACUGGCUCAAAUUUCCUUGCUGACAAUGGAAGACUCUUAUUAUAAUGUAAAUAAUAUCGGAAAUUUUACAUACCUUUUUAUCGGUUUGAAGGGUGGGAUAUGGCAGUGAAUUUACAGGGUGCAGAGGAAUAACACCUGAGUCCUCAGGAAUGGCACCAUCCCCCAUGUAUACGCUUCAGAGGGAUAUUUGUACAAAAGUCGACUGUAUGGAUACUGCCAUAACCCACUCGUGUUUUUGCCGUGAAACAGUUAUGUUUACGUGGCUGAUUCAGGUUUGAAGGGUGUGAUAUGGCAGUAAAAUUUCAGGGCAUGGAAGAAUAACAUCUUAUUUCUCAGGAAUGGCAAUGCAUGGAAGUAUUAUGGACAAAACAGUAUACUCUGUUAUAUCCAUGGUACUGCUCAUGUCUAUAGGUGACGGUUACCACUUUCCAUCAGGUGAACCGUCAGCUUGUUUGUCAUUCUAAGUUGCAUAAGAAAUUCCUUUUUAUUUUAUUUAGAUUAUUAAGUAUUAAAUGUAUAAAACUAAGUCCAAUUGGUUACAUAACUAAAAAUUCUUCAACAUUUAAAUUUAAUAUAAAAUACAACGAGAAUGUCUAAUCUUAAUUGGAAAUACUUGGACAAAGUCUUAAUAAUGAUUAAUUAAUUAAUUAAUGAUGAUUGUAGUGAAAUAAUGUGUCUUAACAUCGUUUCAUCUCUUGCUAUUAUUUCUUAUAGAAAGAGUCCAAUGUCCGUCCAUAGCGCAAUAUAUUAUAUUAUGUAAAUUGUAAUUAUUUAUUUGUAUUUGAAAUAAUCUGAUUGCGUAUUAAAAAGUAAUAAAAGCCUCAUAA
Galleria mellonella (greater wax moth) is the source of this 1566-nucleotide messenger RNA. RefSeq names its product 3-oxoacyl-[acyl-carrier-protein] reductase FabG-like. Lineage: Eukaryota; Metazoa; Arthropoda; Insecta; Lepidoptera; Pyralidae. The transcript has a single exon. Bases 35 to 784 code for a protein of 249 amino acids. The record is from RefSeq and is a predicted model, not a curated record.